Messenger RNA from Onychomys torridus (southern grasshopper mouse), 565 nucleotides. It is a transcript of the gene Ift43, whose product is annotated as intraflagellar transport 43. Gene Ontology annotation, biological process: intraciliary retrograde transport. The record is from RefSeq and is a predicted model, not a curated record. Gene Ontology annotation, cellular component: cilium; intraciliary transport particle A. NCBI's taxonomy places the organism in Eukaryota, Metazoa, Chordata, Mammalia, Rodentia, Cricetidae. The transcript has 6 exons. The coding region runs from base 41 to 565 and encodes 174 amino acids.
AGACGUCUGUUUCCAGGAAGUGACUUCAGCGGCCGCGGAGAUGGACGAUUUACUGGACCUGGGCGAAGAGAGACGUCGCAGCUCGGCUACCUCCGGGGCCAAGAUGGGCCGCCGAGCCCAACAGGAGUCACCUCAGGCUGAGAGUUACUUCAGUAGCAAGAAUUCUUCAUUGACGCAGACUGAAGAGGCUCCCCCACCGAAACCACCUCGCAGACAGGGAGGCUGGGCAGAUGACUCCAUGAAGGUGUCAAAAUUGGGAAAGAAAAUUUCUGAAGAAUUGGAAGACCGCCGCCUGAGACAGCACAGCCUGACUCAAUCAGAUGAUGGAGAAGCCUUGGAGGUUACGUUUAUGGAGGAGAGCCAGCGGGUUUUCACCCAGUGCCAGCUCGGACCUGUAUUGCCCCAGGUGCUAGAGAUGGUGGUGACCAAGGCAUCCCAGGCCUCCAGGAACUUCCGGUCUAGUGGGAAGACACUCUUGCUCCUUGCCUGCCUGUGGGUCACGGAGCAGGUUCAGAAGCCUUAUCUCAAUAGCUGCAUCCACAGCAUCUUCACCCUUGGUGGGUGA